This is a messenger RNA of Passer domesticus (house sparrow), 3048 nucleotides long. RefSeq names its product acetylcholine receptor subunit beta-like. Gene Ontology annotation, biological process: signal transduction; regulation of membrane potential; nervous system process. Gene Ontology annotation, cellular component: neuron projection; synapse; postsynaptic membrane. NCBI's taxonomy places the organism in Eukaryota, Metazoa, Chordata, Aves, Passeriformes, Passeridae. The record is from RefSeq and is a predicted model, not a curated record. The transcript is spliced from 11 exons. The annotation marks the transcript as partial. Gene Ontology annotation, molecular function: transmembrane signaling receptor activity; acetylcholine-gated monoatomic cation-selective channel activity.
GGCUGUGCUCUCUCUCGGGGUCGCUGCUGGGGCGGUACCGGGUGGGCCGGGGUGCGGCCGGGGGCGCCCGGGGGGGGCCCCGUGCUGGUCUCGGUGGGGCUGGAGCUGGCGCAGCUCGUGGGGCUGGAUGAGAAGAACGAGGAGAUGACGACGAAAGUUUACCUGAACCUGAGCUGGCGCGACCCCGGCUCUCCUGGGACCCCCGGCAGCACGGGGGGGGUGGCGGCGCUGCGGCUGCCGGCCCAGCACAUCUGGCUGCCAGAUGUGGGGCUGGACAACAACAACGACGGCGAGUUCGGGGUGUCCCUGGGGGUCCGGGCCAUCGUCAGCCCCGACGGCGCCGUCACCUGGAGACCCCCGGCGCUCUUCCGCAGCCGCUGCCCCCAUCCGGGGUUUUUUUCCUCUGGAAACCCGGGAUUUUUCGGUGCCGAUUUUGGGCUGAAUUCCGGGGAUUUUGGGCCGCAGGUGUCGCACUUCCCGUUCGACUGGCAGAACUGCUCGCUGAAUUUCCGCUCGGGCUCCUACGGCCCCGGCGAGCUGCGGCUGCAGCCGGGGGGCCCGGCCGGGCCCGGGGGGCCGCAGGUGGCGCUGCCCCCCGACUUCCAGGAGAACGGGCAGUGGUCCCUGGUCCAUCGCUCGGGGGGCACCUGGGGCCCCCCGGCCUCACCUGAGGGCGUCUCCUUCCACCUGGUGCUGCGGCGGAAGCCGCUCUUCUACCUGGCCACGGUGCUGGUGCCCUGUGUGCUGACCACGCUGCUGGCCGUCGGCGUCUUCCACCUGCCCCCCGACGCAGGUGAGAAGAUGUCGCUGUCGCUGUUCGCCCUGCUCACCCUGACCGUGUUCCUGCUGCUGCUGGCCGACAAGGUGCCGGCCACGUCCCUGCAGGUGCCGCUCAUCGGCCGUUACCUGACGGGGACGCUGGUGCUGCUGGCGCUGGUGGUGGCGCUCAGCGUGGGCGUGCUCAACCUGCACCACCGCUCGCCCGGCACGCACGGCAUGCCCGCCUGGGCACGGCAGGUGUUCCUGCAGCGCCUCCCGCCCCUGCUGGGCCUCCGCCCCUCCCCCCCCCUCCGACCCCGCCCCUCCCCGCCCCUCCCCCCUCCUGGCCCCGCCCCCCCGCGCCUCUGACGCCUAUUUCUUGCGCCGCCCCUCCCCCCCCCGGCCCCUCCCCCCGCGCGGCGGCCCCGAAACCGCCGGGAAUUGGCCCCAAAAUUGGCCCCGGAGCUGCGCGAGGCCGCGGCCGCCGCCGCCGCCAUCGCGGGGAGGCUGCGGGAGAGGGAGCGCGGCCGGCAGGCUCAGGACGAGUGGCGGGCGCUGCCCCUGGCCCUGCCCCAGCUCUGCCUCUUUCCCCAUUUCAUCCCUUUUUUUCCCCAUUUUUAACCCAAUUUUCCCCAUUUUUUUUGCUUUUUUCCCCAUUUUAUCUCCUUUUUUCCCUUUUCCCCCCAUUUUAUCCCAUUUUUUCAUAUUUUCCUCCCCAUUUUCUCCCUUUAAUCCCAUUUUUCCCCUGAUUUUCCCCAUUUUUCACCAGUUUUCCCCCAUUUUUUACCCGAUUUUCCCCAUUUUUUUUUACGUUUUUCCCCAUUUUUUUUGCGUUUUUCCCGAUUUCGCUGUUUUUCGCCCCAUUUCCAGGCGCAGGGACGAGUGGCGGGCGCUGGCCAUGGCCGUGGACCGGCUCUGCCUGUGGGCGCUGCUGCUGCUCACGGGGGGCUGCGCGCUGGGCACGGGGCUGGACGCGGCGCUGCACCGGCCCCCCGAGACCCCCUUCCCCUGACCCAAAACACCCCGAAAUCACCCCAAAAGUACACCCAAAAUACCCCUGAAAAUAUCCUGAAAUUAUCAUAAAAAUAUCCUGAAAUUAUCAUAAAAAUAUCCUGAAAUUAUCACGAAAAUAUCCUGAAAAUAUCAUAAAAAUAUCUUGAAAAUUUCAUAAAAAUAUCCCCCCCCCAAAAAAAAAAAAAAUCCCCGAAAAUAUCCCCAAAAAUAUCCUGAAAAUAUCUCAAAAAUAUCCCCAAAAUUAUCACCAAAAAUAUCACAAAAAUAUCCCCAAAAUAUCCUGAAAAUAUCUCAAAAAUAUCCCCAAAAUUAUCACCAAAAAUAUCACAAAAAUAUCCCCAAAAUAUCCUGAAAAUAUCUCAAAAAUAUCCCCAAAAUUAUCACCAAAAAUAUCACAAAAAUAUCCCGAAAAUAUCCAAAAAAUAUUCUGAAAAUAUCCCAAAAAUAUACCGAAAAAUAUCGCAAAAAUAAACCCAAAAAAUUCCCAAAAAAAAAAAAAAAUAUCCCCAAAAAUACCCCAAAAUUAUCCCUUAAAUAUCCUCAAAAUAUCCUGAAAUUAUCACAAAAAUAUCCUGAAAAUAUCAUAAAAAUAUCUUGAAAAUUUCAAUAAAAAUAUCCCCCCCCCCAAAAAAAAACAAAACCCCAAAAAUAUCCCAAAAAUAUCCCCAAAAUAUCCUGAAAAUAUCUCAAAAAUAUCCCCAAAAUAUCCUGAAAAUAUCUCAAAAAUAUCCCCAAAAUGAUCACCAAAAAUAUCACAAAAAUAUCCCCAAAAUAUCCUGAAAAUAUUCUGAAAAUAUUCCUAAAUUAUCCCCAAAAAUAUCCCGAAAAUAUCCAAAAAAUAUUCUGAAAAUAUCCCAAAAAUAUACCGAAAAAAUAUCGCAAAAAAUAAACCCAAAAAAUUUCCAAAAAAUAAAAAAAAUAUCCCCAAAAAUACCCCAAAAUUAUCCCUUAAAUAUCCCCAAAAUAUCCUGAAAUUAUCACAAAAAUAUCCUGAAAUUAUCAUAAAAAUAUCUUGAAAAUUUCAUAAAAAUAUCCCCCCCCCAAAAAAAAAAAAAUCCCCAAAAAUAUCCCGAAAAUAUCCCCAAAAUAUCCUGAAAAUAUCUCAAAAAUAUCCCCAAAAUUAUCACCAAAAAUAUCACAAAAAUAUCCCCGAAAAUAUCCAAAAAAUAUUCUGAAAAUAUCCCAAAAAUAUACCGAAAAAUAUCGCAAAAAUAAACCCAAAAAAUUCCCCAAAAAAUAAAAAAAAUAUCCCCAAAAAUACCCCAAAAUUAUCCC